Messenger RNA from Penaeus chinensis, 2959 nucleotides. Its product is annotated as ankyrin-1-like. The transcript is spliced from 7 exons. Lineage: Eukaryota; Metazoa; Arthropoda; Malacostraca; Decapoda; Penaeidae. Gene Ontology annotation, biological process: proteolysis. The record is from RefSeq and is a predicted model, not a curated record. Bases 5 to 2005 code for a protein of 666 amino acids. Gene Ontology annotation, molecular function: protein binding; cysteine-type endopeptidase activity.
CAGCAUGUCGACGAGUGCAAAUGCACGGCUCUGGUCGGGCCUGGCCGAAGGCGACACUGAAGGGGUGGUCCAGGCCCUAGAGGAAGGCGCCGACGUGAACCAAGUGAGCCACGGCGGAGGUCGCCCCAUUCACUCCGCUGCUCUUCGGAAUUCUGGCGGUCUCGUGAGGAUCCUUUUGAAUCACGGCGCCCUCUGCGAUGCAUCCGACGACGAAGGCUUCACGCCUCUAAUGGUGGCGUCCUUGAAUGGGCAUACCGAGGUGGUGCAGGAGCUGCUGAAGGGCGGUGCGGACCCGAAAAUACAUCGGCCUGAUGACUUCGGCGGGGACACAGCCCUCCACAUGGUCACCAGGACAGACGAAGGCGAGGUGUUGAGAGCCCUGCUGGAGGCGGGGGCAGAUCCUAACGCCAGGGCCAGCGGCUUGAACGACAUGACGCCUCUGCACUUGGCUGCGGAGUUCGGGAGAGAGAACUUGGCUGAGCUGCUCGCGAACCACCCGAGCUGCGAAAUCGAUCUGAGAGACGCCCGUGGCCUCACGCCCGCCCGCCUGGCUAAAGAAAGCUGCCCGAGCCUCUCGCUCUACCUGGAUUUGUGCUGCGGAGCCAAGUCUCGCAUGGACAAGCUUCUCAUCGUCGCAGUCAGGAGGAAUGAUGCGGCGGAAGUGCAGGCAGCGCUGGACGAAGGAGCGGACCUGAGCUUACAGGGUCCAGAGGAUGGCGGGACCUUGCUCCACCUGGCGUCCCAGGGUUCCUCAGGACAUGUUCUCCAGAUGCUUCUCUCUCGAGGCGCCUCGGUGGACGCAUGGACCAGUCAGGGAUUCACACCGCUCAUGAUAGCGGCUCAGAGGGGCGCGACGGACGCCUUAGUACACCUUAGGGAUCAUCGGGCCAAUCCAAAGCUGUCCACUCCUGACGGGACGACGGCGCUGCACUUGGCCGUGCAAAGUCAGAACUCUUCCGCAGUGACUGCUCUCCUCGACGCCGGCGUAGACAUCAAUGCCACAAAGGUCGACGGGUCCACGCCGCUGCACAUCGCCGCUGCGUCGGGGGCCCUCAAAAUGGCUCAUCUCUUGUUGGAUGACUACUUGUGGGAUAGUACCAAGGGCGGCUCGGCUGCCCAUGUGGCGAGGGAGGCCGGCCACCUGGAAUUCGCCAAAUUCAUCGAGCAAAGGAUCGGCAUUUGCGAUGAGAGUGACGACCUCCCCCAAGAGGACUUCCGCGUAGUGGUCGGCCAGCCUGUGCCUCCUAGUCCGGGCGUGUACCGGAACCUCUCCGAACCGUAUCGAGGUCGAGUCCUCAUCAUCAACUACCGGGAAUUCAGUGAGGAGAAACUCGCUCGCAUCGGCACUGAGAAAGAUAUGGAAAAUCUCUUCAAAGUGUUUAGGAGUAUGGGCUACCAAGUGGAAGAUCACCAGGACCUGGAUCUGGAAGCGACUAAAAAGGUGCUGAAUGACUUCAGGAGUAACGAGGAUCUAGCUAAAGUUGACUCAAUGUUCGUGUGCAUGUUGAGUCAUGGCAUCGACCGGGAUACAUUCUUCACAUCUGAUAUGAGAAAGAUGGACGUCUCUGCGGUACGGAAUAUGUUCAAAGAUCAGGUUUGUCCUCUCAUGAAGGGAAAACCCAAAGUUUUCCUUUUCAACUUCUGCCGCGGAAACACCUUUGAAAGCUUCUCUGGAAAAAGUAUAGGCGACGAUCUACCUUGGACGUCACAGAGCACGGUCGGCCGCGACGAGGUACCUCCCGCACAGGACGAAGCCCCGCGUGACAUGCUGACCAUUUACGCGUCGACGGAAGGCUUCAAGGCUUUUAGGACGAAUAAAGGAACUUUUUUCGCGCGGUCCCUGUGCCAAACUCUAGCCACUCACGCCCACAACACGGACAUGAUCAGCAUGGUUUCGAAGUUGGACCGGCUGAUGGCAACAAGACGACACGCUACAACGCCGGAGGCACAGAGCUUCGCCUUCCAGAAGUUUUUCCUGAAUCCACUGAAGCCUUCCGACGCAUAGCACUGUGGGUCUCCAACGAUGACUGCGCUUCCUCGCAUGCUAGCGGGGAUGGGUGUAAGUGCCGGCUUUCGUAAUAUGUUUGUGUCCUACCUGACUCUUCUUCAGUACUUAAACACUUGUGUAUUGGUGUGCAUAUACGUGCCUACGUAUGUGUGUGUGUGUGUGUGUGUGUUUGUGUGUGUUUGUGUGUGUGUGUGUGUGUGUUCAUUUGCUAGUUAUCGAUUUAUGUGUUUUUUAUGUAUCCAUCGCUAUUUUAAUUACUGAAAGAGAAUGGUAAAAUAAAGUGAUAGCUAACGCUACACCGGCAAUCAAUUUGCUUUGAGUAGAUUUUCAUUUUAGUUGAGAAUCAUGUUGAAUGAAGAAUCAUUUGGUGGUCGAGAAUUCUUGGUUAUCAUUCUUCACUUUCUUUUUCGUGCUUAAAUAUGAUCCUGCAUGUUUAGAAGAACAAAUAGAUAUCGACAGACAGUUUGGCCGCGUGAAUUGCUUGCGACCUUCGACUUUUUUUUUUUUACUUAAGUUUUUUGUCCAAGGAAGAGACAGAGAGAGAAGCAGAGAAGGGAGGGAAGAGUAUCUUUCUGUGCAAAUAUCUACUUCUGAAUUGCUCGUUGGCGUGGAAUAGUUGCCACAGUUCUCUCUCUCUCUAUGUUGACAUUUAAAAGACUAAACUGUUGGCGUUAAAGAAAGAAGUAAAGUUCUCUCUCCCAUUUAUAACUAAUGAAUUUUAUUUGAAAAUGACUGAGAUGACUACAUGGUUCACGGAUAUGUGGUUGAAUCAUACGUGCUUUUUAUGACUUGCUUAACGUUGUAUGUGUGAUACAUAGGGUUGAUAAAUAAAUAAACAGAUAAAGAGAACAAUAAAUAGAUCGAUAUAUAGAUUGAAAGAGAGAUAGAAAGAGGGAGGGACUAUAAAGUUGUAAUGUGUUAGUCCUUAAUGAAAUAAAACUGGCUUUUUGU